Notodromas monacha is the source of this 4898-nucleotide messenger RNA. The record is from the annotation of a GenBank genome assembly. Lineage: Eukaryota; Metazoa; Arthropoda; Ostracoda; Podocopida; Cyprididae.
GGACACAGAACUGUCCUGGAAUACAAACAAUCCUCAGUGGACCAGAUGUUUGGAAUGGACAGCCUUGACCACAUUUCCCAUCAUUCUCUUCAUUUCAAGUGCAAUUUACCUCCGACUCAACAAACCCCCUCCUUGGGCAGGAAAAGCGCGAAAGCAAACCUACCUCUACUACUUCAAAAUAAUUUUCCUCUACUGUCUGACGAUGGUCUCGGUUUUCGAGGCUUCUUUCGACUUGAGCUACUUGAAUUCGAGGGCAGCUGCGAUUUACUCAGUGCCUACAUUGCAAGCAUUCGCCAUGUUGAUUGCAGCAAAAUUGAUGAAAAUGGAACGACUCAGAGGGGAACAAACAUCUGGGCCAUUAUUCACGUUUUUCCUCACAAUGGUCGCGAGUAGCGCCAUCUCUGUGGCACGAGUGGCGAGAAACUUCACCAAGAACAGUGAAAACAUCGCUAUGCUGACUUUGCUGAGUUCGAAAACGAUGUUGUUUCUCAUUGUAACCAUUUUGAGCUGCCUCUCAGAUUUGCCCCAAGACGAGGAACCAGAGAAGAAAAAUGAAGCGGAAGAAUUCGAUCUCGAACGACCGGAAGAAGCGUUUUACGGACACAAUUUACCCCGGUGUCCGGAACAGGAUUCAUCGUUUCCGAGUCGCAUCAGUUUCCACUGGUUGACCCCGUUUGUGAGAAGGGGUUACAAAAAAUCAAUCACAGUUAAAGACAUGUUUCGAUUGCCUCCGAGUCUCGAACCCUCGCACGUGAUCCGGAAAUUUGACGAAAAUUACAUCAGACACUACAGACGAAAAGGAAGACCAAUCUAUGUGGUGAAGAUCCCCGAGAUCAUCCCGGCAUUCAUGAUUGACAAAAACGGAGACCCAAUGGCGUUCAAAUUCCUUCCGAAACCCGCGGAAGCGCAAUCAACUUCCCGGAAGUCCAUUUCCGCCUCAGCACAGCCCGAGAACAAGAAAAGGCGUCGUCAGGACAUGAAUGAAACAGAGAGACAAGAAUAUGAUCGAAACAAGAAGGAACAAGACGAGUGGGCCAAACAAAGAAUCCGGGGUUUGCCCACCGUCUUACGCACUUUCUGGGUGCCAUUCACUAUUGCUGGCAUUGUCAAACUCAUGCAGGACCUGCUCAUGUUCGCCUCACCCUAUUUGCAAAUGCGAAUCAUCAAUUUCAUGACAUCUGAUGAGCCCCUAUGGAAGGGAUACUUGUAUGCCAUUGCAAUGCCUGCUGUUGCAGUAAUCCAAACCUUCACCCUUCAUGCCUACUACCACAAGGUGCUGAGAGUUGGGAUGGAGAUCAGAACAUCCAUAACUUGCACCAUUUACAGAAAAGAAUAUUUUUACUCCAAAGGCAUUGUGAUGCUGGCAGGAGUUGCUGUGAUGAUGGCAGUCAUGUUUGCAAAUGCAGGUAUUGCAGUCUACUUGAAGAAAAAGCAUUUGCAGCUAAUGAGCAAAAAGGAUGACAGGGUCAAGAUGAUGAAUGAGAUCUUGAAUGGCAUAAAGGUAUUGAAGCUUUAUGCAUGGGAAACAAGUUUUCUCAACAUUGUUGAAGAGAUCAGGAGACAGGAAGUCAGGACCCUGUACAGUAUGUCUGUGAUUCAAGCAGUGUCCAACUUCCUGUCCAUAUUCUCACCAUAUGCUGUUUCCCUGGUGACAUUUGGACUCUAUGUCAUGGUUGAACAAAGGUCACUCAAUGCUUCCACCAUAUUUGUCUCUCUCACCCUGUUUGACAUGCUCAGAAUGCCAUUGUCCACAAUCCCUGCUGUUCUCAUGUACAUUGUCCAGGUUCAAGUGGCACAAAAUAGGAUUGAUAAUUUUUUGAAUGCAGAGGAACUCCAGUUGGAUGCCACCAUCAGAGACCAUGAUUCCAAUGCAGUCACCACAAAUGUUGUUCCUCCUUUUCUCCAAAUGCAGAAUUUCCAGUGGAUAUUAAAAACGGAAAUUUCGCCUGGAUCCAAGGACAGCCUUUGCUCCAAGAAAUCAACCUACGGGUUGGCAAAGGCAAACUUUGCGCCAUUGUGGGGAAAAUUGGCGCGGGAAAAUCCUCCCUUUUGUCAGCCAUGGUUGGAGAAAUGUCUCGCAUUUCUGGAUCUGUUCACGUUUCGGCAAGGCACAGUUGCAUACGUUCCUCAAACAGCCUGGAUGCAAAAUGCGUCCAUCAGGAACAACGUGCUUUUCGGAAAGUCAUUCAACGCCGCAUGGUAUUGGAGAGUUUUGAAAGCCUGCGAAAUUUUGCCUGACCUCGACAUCCUCCCGGCGAGAGAUUUCACCGAAAUCGGAGAAAAAGGCAUAAAUUUGAGCGGAGGUCAGAAACAGCGGGUGAAUCUCGCGCGUGCCGUUUACAACCAAGCGGAUAUUUAUCUCCUCGACGACCCCCUCAGCGCAGUUGACCCCCACGUGGCCCAUGAAUUGUUCAAAGAAGUCAUCGGACCCCAGGGUUUGCUGGCCACGAAAACCCGUAUUCUCGUCACCCAUCACCUUCCUUUCCUUUUCCAGGCAGAUGAAAUCAUAGUUCUUCGCCAAGGAAGGAUCAUUGAUCAAGGGAAGAUGACUGACCUUAUCAAACAUGGCUAUGAGGAAUUACAGCAAUCAUUCCUCCCAACCGAGUCAGAAAGUGAAAAAACCAAGGCUAAAGAGGAAAUCAAGUCUGAAGAGAAGGAAUCCAAAGAUCCUGAAGAUAUUUCAAGUGACUACAAGGCAGUCCAUGGCACUGACGAGCACAGAAUAAUAUUGGCGGAGAAAACAGAAACUGGACGAGUUCGUCACACAGUGUACAAAUACUACUUUGCCUGCAUCGGAUGGAUAAUUUUCUUCGCCAUGGUUUUUCUGUUUGUGAUUGCCGAAAUCAUCAAGACACUGUCCAGAUUUUGGCUAGCAUGGAAUUCCAGGAAUGCAAAGUCUAAUGAUGACACGAAUUUCAACAAACUCGACAAUUCGUCCUUUGACAGCGCGGCCUUUUUGGCUAUUUACGCAGCUUUCGGCGCUGCUUACGCAAUUGCGUUUUUCUUUGCACUUCUGCUACUGUUCUUGGGUGGUCUGCGAGCUUCCAUCAAGAUGCAUGGGCACAUGGCGGAAAAGAUUUUCCGAUGCCCGAAUUCGUUUUUCGAAACCACGCCGAUUGGCAGAGUGCUGAACCGUUUUGGCAAAGAUUUGGACGUUUGCGACACCAUGCUACCGGAAUUGAUUCGCGGGUUCCUCGUUUGCGCGACCAUCGUGAGUUUUCUUCUUCUCUAUGUAUAUUUUUUUAAACGAUCAAAAACAUAUUUCAUGGAUGAAUUGAAAUUCGAUCGACAGGUCAUUGGGACGAUCAUCGCGAUUGCUUACUCCACACCACUGGUUCUCAUCAUCGUCGCUCCUCUGGGAGUUUCCUACUGGGUCGUUCAGCAAUAUUACGUGACGACGUCGAGGCAGUUGAAAAGAAUGGAAAGCGUGAGCAGGUCCCCGAUGUUCUCUCACUUCAGCGAAACCCUCAACGGGGCCUCGACCAUCAGAGCCUAUCAACAACAAGGCACAUUUGUGCAGCAAAUGUUCCGGAAAAUCAGCUACAACCAAGCGACUUUCUAUCCGUACAUUUGCGCAAAUAGCGGUUUCACUGCCGUCAGGUGGUUGGCUUUGCGUUUGGAAGCAGUCGGAAAUUUGUUCAUUCUUGGAACCACCAUUUUGUGCGUUCUUGGGAAAGGUUCUUUGGACCCCGGGAUGGUUGGCUUGUCGCUCAAUUAUGCUUUAGCAGCAUUAACUGCACUGGGAUGGCUCGUCAGGAUAACGUGCGAAAUAGAAACCAACAUCGUGUCAGUAGAACGAAUCAAGGAAUACAGUGAAAUGCCGUCCGAAGCUCUGUGGGUGAUCCCAGAAAAUCGUCCUCCUCCGGAUUGGCCUUCUCGGGGCCAAAUCGAGUUCGUCGACUACAAAACUCGCUACAGGCCUCGACUGGGUCUCACCCUGCACGGCAUCAGCAUGGUUAUUCAACCAGGAGAAAAGGCAAAACUUUUUUCGCAAAUACAUUCAAAAAAAUCGAUCAUUCAAAUACCUCUGGAUAGGGAAGGUACAGAGAUAACAGGAAAGUUCCCGUUUCUCUUACUCCAAUUUUUGUCCUGGUCUCUCGAAGUUCGACAGUCAAAAAAUACUCCACUUCAAAAAUUUUUACACGAUUUUGCAUCACAACAGGUUGGGAUAGUUGGCAGGACUGGAGCAGGAAAGUCAUCCUUGACAAUGGCACUGUUUCGGAUCGUGGAAGCGGUUGAGGGGAAAAUACUGAUUGACGACAUCGACAUUGCGACCAUUGGACUUCACGAUUUGCGCAAACGCUUGUCAAUUAUCCCGCAGGACCCGGUCCUCUUCAGUGGCUCAUUAAGAAUGAAUCUGGAUCCAUUCGAGGAACACACUGACGAGGCACUGUGGAAAGUCUUGGAGCUCUGCCACUUGAAAGAUCACGUUCAAGCGAAAAUGCGUCAGGGACUCAUGCAUCAUAUUGAAGAAGGUGGAGAAAACUUGAGUCUUGGUCAACGACAAAUGGUUUGCUUGGCGAGAGCUUUGCUGAGAUCGACGAAAAUAUUGAUUUUGGAUGAAGCAACUGCUGCUGUGGACUUGGGCACUGACGAACUCAUUCAGAAAACAAUUCGGUCAGCUUUCACCAGCUACACAGUUCUAACCAUUGCACACCGAAUGAAAACCAUCAUGGACAGCGACAAGGUUCUGGUUCUAUCCAAAGGACGCAUACUGGAAUUCGCUCCACCGCAAGAACUCCUAGCAAACGAGAAUUCAGAGUUUUACGCGAUGGCCGUCGAUGCUCAACUCGUGCCCGGAAGACAGUCGUAGACCAGUAAAGAAAAAAAUCACACGUGAUCUGAAAAAUCUCACAACGUUGACCAGAAAUAAAAACUGUUUGACACGCAUCAACACA